Messenger RNA from Dovyalis caffra, 4593 nucleotides. The record is from the annotation of a GenBank genome assembly. Lineage: Eukaryota; Viridiplantae; Streptophyta; Magnoliopsida; Malpighiales; Salicaceae.
AUGGCGCCUAGUCGCAGGAAAGGGGCUGCCGGCAAAGCAGCUGCUGCGGCCGCCGCACGCCGCCAAUGGAAGGUGGGCGAUCUCGUCCUUGCCAAAGUCAAAGGCUUCCCUGCUUGGCCUGCCACCGUAAGUGAACCGGAGAAGUGGGGCUAUCCGAAUCCAGCUGAUUGGAAGAAAAUACUCGUCUACUUCUUUGGAACCCAACAAAUUUCUUAUGAACUAAAGGAUGUUGGUGAAGGGUUUUUGGGAAGAUACAGGGGAGAAUUUCUUUUACGAUUGUUAAUGGACUGGAAGCUUAAGGUUGAUGGUGGUGUUUUUGUAGAAGCGAAAAUGAUCAGUGGGUUGUAUACCUUUUGCUCUAUGGGGUUCGUCAUAGGAGUGGAGCGAAAGAGAAUUGGAUCUAAUUGUGUUAUUGUUGACCCAAAUGCUGUUCUUAAGAGCUUGAUUAGAAUGCAGUUAAGUAAGACAUCUUUUGUUUGGAUGAAUAUAUUGUUAUACAGAGCCUUCUGCAACCCUGCUGAUGUUGAACCAUUUACUGAAGAGAAGAAACAAACUCUGUUGAUGAAACGUCAGGGGAGGGGUGCAGAUUUUGUUCGUGCAGUGCAGGAGAUCAUUGAUAGUUAUGAGAAGUUACAGAAGCAGGACCGAGUUGAUUUGAACUCUGGCGAUGACCCUACUCAUGCAAAAUGUGGGAAUUCAUUAGAGUCUUCAGCCCACUUUGAGGUGAAGGAUCAAAGAGAAACUUCAGAAGCAACUAUUACAGGUAGAAAUGAUCCAAGUCUUCAAACUGAUGAUUCUUCUGCUGAAGCACAAAUUGGUUCCUUGCAUCACAAAGAUAUGUCAUUGGACAAACCUGCUGAUAAUGUGGUGAUUAGAGAAAAACCUAUAAUCACCACUUACACUUCAAGAAAAAGAUCUGGAGGUUUACGAUCUAGGAAACGCAUCAUGCAGGAUAAGGCACCUUCAAUUGAAAGGUCUAGAAGCUCUUCCCGGUUGGAGUCCAGUAGAUUUCAAAACUUUAUGAUGCCACCAGAUGAUGGUAAUAAGAGUUCAGGAGAUAUGUCAACUGAUUGUAUCCAGGACAGAUCUUUGCGAAGCACUAGGCGAAUCAAGAAAUCACCAGAUGAUUCUGAAUGGGACAAUGCAGAUUCAUCUGCUUUUGUUUCUAAUGGAAGCAUCGAAGAUAAUGGUUCUGAAAUUAUCACAGCUGACUCUGAUUCCUUUAGUUUGAAUGAUGCUAGCACUCUGGAUAGUGGUUGUAGAAUCGAGACCUGUGAAACUGUUGUUCAGUGUUUGGAGGGAGAUGUUGAGUUGAGCAGAGGACUUGAUUUCCAAAUAAAGGCUGUUGUUAUAAAGAAGAAAAGGAAACAAAACAGAAAGCGAGCAACUGAAGAAGUGGCUGAGCCAACAGUCGGACCAGAAACAGAGGCAGAUGUGGAUGUAGGAUUGCAGGAUAAUAACCAAAAUUCACAAUUUGUGUGUGAAAAUAAUAUAACGCAAAUUAAAGAAGAUGGGGAUGAGCACUUGCCACUAGUGAAACGAGCCAGAGUUAGAAUGGGCAAACAAUCAUCUUUGGAGGAGGAAAACAAUAAUUUUACUCAAGGUGAAGAGAGAACGUCAUAUGAAGUUGCCUUCAAUGCAAUGGAGGAAGACAAUAGCUUUUGUCAACCUGAAGAAAGAACCUCUCUUGACAUUGGAGUUAAUUUAUUGGAGCAGCUUAACUCUUCCUCAAAUUGUAAUGGUGAUAUUCCUGCUCAUGGAGAUUCAUUGGUGGUGAGGGAAACUUUUAGUAAUGUCUCACCCUUGAAGAAUUGCUCUCCAAUUCCAGCAGAUAAGUCCCAGCUUUUGAGAGUUAAGGAAAUCCAAUCCUUUUGCUGCUCUGCCGAUGGCGAAGCUGCUUUACCUCCAUCUAAACGUCUCCAUCGUGCUUUGGAAGCCAUGUCAGCAAAUGCUGCUGAAAAAGGUCAAGAUUGUGUUGAAACAUCCCCCGUGAAAACAUUAGUCAUUGGUAGUUCCAUUUCUUCGACGAGGAGUACCUCAGAUAUGGUGACUGUAAGUAAAGAAAGCAAUGGUUCAGAAGAGCAGAGUGUAGAAUCUCCUGGCAAUAUGGUUUCUUUAUUCUCGUCUGGCUCCAAGACAACUUUAGAAGAAUCCAAUAAAUCGUCAUUGGAUGUCAAAAUUUGCAAUGAACCUGAAAGCUUCAAGGGUCAAGAACCUUGCAAAGAUGUCUCUCCAGAGUCUACGGACCAAGGUGGUGGCAAAGAUCUCAGUGGACUAUGUUUUGAAACUGGCAUUUUUUGUACUUCUACUCAAGCUCAAACGCCAGUGCAUUUGAUGCCUAAUCUUGAUAGAAGACAGGCUAGUCUGCUAUCCCAUCGUGGUUCAUUAGGUCAGUUGUUGCUUCUAAAGGAUGAAGGCAAUUCUAAUGACAUUGAAUUAAAAAAUUUUGGGGCUGGAAAUGCUAAUAAAGAACUUCAUACUUCUGAAGAUUCUGGGAUGAGUCCGAAUCUUAUCUCACAGGCUGAUAAUGCUGCUAAAGUGACCUCUCAAAGUGGUGCAAAUCUCAUUCAAUUCAGUGCAGAGGAAGCUGGUUGUGAGGAUUCCGAGACUGUGAGGUCUCAAAUUGAUUAUGACAGCCAAGCUGAUGGCAUGUGUGAAGUGGCAAAAGAUGUAAUCUGUGAUAAGAGACAGCAAGAAGCUAGUCAUGUUUCUCUUUCUGAAUAUCAUUUGGAUGACAAGGAUAGCUUGGCCCAAUCAAGUCCACCUCCAGCUGAUAGAGUAGAAUGUCCUAUGCAAAUAUCUACGCCUAACACUUCAGUCCAUGUGUCUACUUCAGAAAGUGCUAAUUUUAUUCAAAACAGUGGCUCCUCUAGUCCUAAUUCUCUUUCACAUCCAAAGAAAAUUGUGAGCACUUCAGUUUCUGAUGAAGAUAAAAAUGAGUCAGCAGUGCCUCAAAGACCAAAAUCAGUUGGAAAAUGGAAUAAUUCUGCAGAAGCACACGCUGCUUUGUCAUCCUUUGAAGCAAUACUUGGAUCAUUAACAAGGACAAAAGAGAGCAUUAGUCGAGCAACCCGGAUGGCUAUUGAUUGUGCGAAGUUUGGUGUAUCUGCUAAGGUGAUGGAGAUUCUUGCUCGUAGUUUGGAAAGUGAGUCAAAUUUACAUAAAAGGGUGGAUUUAUUCUUUCUUGUGGAUUCAAUUGCGCAGUGCUCUCGAGGCUUAAAAGGCGAUGUUGGUGGCAUAUAUCCAUCUGCUAUUCAAACCAUGCUGCCACGCCUACUUUCAGCUGCUGCUCCCCUGGAAGUUUUGAGGCUUUGGCUAGAAAGAAGGAUUCUUUCAGAAUCCAUCAUUCGCCAUCAUAUGCGGGAACUUGAUUUGCUUGGGGGUACAUCUUCUGCUGGCCUAUAUUCUCGUCGCUCAGCAAGAACAGAAAGAUCUUUAGAUGAUCCUAUCAGAGACAUGGAGGGUAUGCUUGUGGAUGAAUACGGAAGCAAUUCAAGUUUCCAGCUUCCGGGAUUUUGUAUGCCCCGCAUGCUUAAGGAUGAAGAUGAUGGAAGUGAUUCUGAUGGAGGGUUUGAGGCUGUCACCCCGGAGCAUUAUUCUGAAGCCCCUGAAUAUCAAGAGAUAACUCCUGCAGUAGAGAAGCAUACACAUAUCUUGGAAGAUGUUGACGGUGAGCUUGAAAUGGAGGAUGUGGCCCCCUCUUGUGAAGUUGAAAUGAGUUCAACCAGUGGCAUUGGUGGAGGCGAUGCUGCACACAAUUCACACAAUCAGCUUGAACAGUGCUUAUCACAGGUCUUCGCCCCUCCUCUGCCACAGGAUGUGCCACCAUCAUCACCACCACUGCCAUCUUCACCACCACCACCUCCUCCUGCCGCACCCCAUUCAUGUGCAAUGCCAGAUCCUUAUACUAGCAAUGUUGAUUCAAAUAUUUAUGCUAAUUCACAUAAUUUGCAAGAUGACUUGAGACAAUCUGUGAGUCAGCAUUCUGUUGCAUCAAGAAUCAACCCCUCAAUGUCCAAUGCAGUGCAUUGUCAUACACCAGAAUGUAGAGAUCAGAUGGAGGUGCAACAUUGUGACUCAACCAGCUCCUUUAGCAGUUAUCCUGUACGUCAGUCGAAUAAUGCUCGUCGCUCUGAUGGUCUUAACUUCCAUCAUAAGGCAUAUCCUCCAAGGCCUCAACACCCUCCUCCAUCGAAUCAGUUCUCUUAUGUUCAGGCAAACCAACAUGUGAAGUCUCGAAGAGGGAUGCCACCCCCUUCCUACUCCCACAGAUUCCACCCUUCACAUAAUUUUGAUUGUGGAAACUUUUAUAAUAACCACGAAAGAAUGAGACCUGGCCCAUACGAGCUUAACGAUGGCUGGAGAUUUCCUGCAGCCCCCUUUCCUGGUCCAAGAUAUCCCGAUAAAGCCAAAGCUUCUUAUGCACCUGUUCCUUACGAUGGCCCUCCACGGGAGCCAACUAGAUUACCGCAUCAAGAGUGGGAUUUUCAUGCCCAGGGGAUGCAUCACAGAAACUUCAUGCCUUCUAGACCUCCUCCGGAAUGUGCAAUUCCAGUGGCAAAUAGAGCUCCAAGCAUUUGGCGGCCAAGAUGA